Neogale vison (American mink) is the source of this 1339-nucleotide messenger RNA. It is a transcript of the gene FBXO16, whose product is annotated as F-box protein 16. The transcript is spliced from 8 exons. The record is from RefSeq and is a predicted model, not a curated record. Bases 119 to 1144 code for a protein of 341 amino acids. NCBI's taxonomy places the organism in Eukaryota, Metazoa, Chordata, Mammalia, Carnivora, Mustelidae. Gene Ontology annotation, molecular function: protein binding.
GGGGGCUGGACAGAGUCAAAGAAAAGGCUGCCAUGGAAACACCAGCGCUUGAGGCUUGAAGAGGGAGGUGAGCUGAAAGAGGUAUGGUUUUUCUUAUGGAAGAAUAUUCUGUUAUUUCAUGAUGGCAUUUGCACCUCCAAAAAGUACAGAUGCCCCCAAAAUGCAGACAAAGAUGAGUACUUGGACACCUCUAAACCAUCAGCUUUUGAAUGACCGGGUAUUUGAAGAAAGAAGAGCUCUGCUUGGAAAAUGGUUUGACAAAUGGACAGACUCUCAACGGAGAAGAAUCUUGACAGGCCUGUUAGAACGUUGCUCCCUGUCACAGCAAAAGUUCUGCUGUCGAAAACUUCAAGAAAAAAUUCCAGCAGAAGCUCUGGAUUUUACUACCAAGCUCCCAAGAGUGUUAUCUCUAUACAUCUUUUCUUUCCUGGACCCACGAAGCCUUUGUCGUUGUGCACAGGUGAGCUGGCACUGGAAGAACUUAACUGAGCUGGAUCAGCUCUGGAUGCUCAAAUGUUUACGAUUUAACUGGUACAUCAAUUUCUCUCCAACUCCCUUUGAGCAGGGUAUAUGGAAGAAGCACUACAUUCAGAUGGUAAAAGAACUUCAUGUUACCAAGCCAAAGACACCUCCAAAAGAUGGGUUUGCCAUUGCCGACGUUCAGUCAGUUACAAGCAGUCCUGCAGAGGAAAAGCAGUCCCCUGCGUCAGCUUUCAGGUCAUCUUCCUCUUUGAGAAAGAAAACCCACCCAAAGGAGAAAGAGCUCCCACCCUGGAGAUCAUCUGACAAGCAUCCAACUGAUAUCAUUCGCUUCAAUUACCUGGACAACUGUGACCCCAUUGAGCAAAUCUGGCGAGGGAGGAGGAAAAGACAUGAAAUGAAUCCAGAUUUCAGCCGACAAUCACAUGAUAAGAAACAUAAAUUGCAGGACAGAUCUAAGCUAAGAAAAGCACAGUCACUGAUAUCCCUAAGUGCAGAACCCAGCGCCGUUCUCCGAGUUCCUGCUCAUCUCGCCUGGUCUCUUCACCAGUGGGCAGGGCUCCAGGCCACCGAAGCCGACUCAAAGGUCCUCAUGCAACCUCUUCAGAGGCACCCUGGGCUUCAGGCAUUAUCCGGCCAGGCUCCAGAGCCGAAGUCAAUUUAAAAACAUGAAAGGAGUGCUCGCUUCGGCAGCACAUAUACUAAAAUUGGAACGAUACAGAGAAGAUUAGCAUGGCCCCUGCGCAAGGAUGACACGCAAAUUCAUGAGGCGUUCCAUAUUUUUAUGGAACUAGAGCGUAUCAUGCUUAGCGAAAUAAGUCAAGCGGAGAAAGACAACUAUCAUAUGAUCUCCCUGAUA